GAGAGCGUCUUGUUUCCGGUACUGGAGAACUGGGGCUCCGUUGCGUCACUAAAGGUAGCCGCUCGCGGCUGCUAUCGCGGGUGGGAGGUUGAGAACAAACGGCUGAGCGAACGCGUCUUGCGAGGUCAUCCAUUCGUUUAAGAAAACAAAGCGGAACAUUCUCAAAGGUAACUCAAACGUCACGCAGGCCCAUUCUUAUCGGUCAUUUGCCAAAACGGCAUUCCUCGCCAUGUCCAAACACGAACGUGUGAAUGGGACAGAUGCGCGAGUUCGCGGAGAGCAGACGGCGUCGGGAUAUUGACCCAGGCCUGGGGGAAGUGACGUUGACCCGCGCUUCCGCCCGUGCUCCACCAAUGGUGAGCGCGGAAACGGCGGUGGCGGGAUGGAAGCGGCGCGUAGCGGCAACCGCCGCUUCAGCGCUAGCGCCGACGCCUGCCGACGGCGACGCAAACGUCGAGCUAAACCGGUUGUUCAGGAAAGCGGACACCGGCGGCAGCGGCCGUACUCGACUGUCGUAGUCGUCGUCGCCGUCGUCGUCAUCGCGGUGCGUGCUCCGUGCAGUGUUCUGCUCCCAGCAAGGCGAUGCCCACCUCUUGAUCUUCGCACACGCCGUACCACCGUACCGCACAUCUUUCUCCAUGGCGCAUCUACACGGAUUACUCGUAGCCGCGACGAUUCUGGCGCUGUGCGCUGCGCGACCGGACUCGAACGGCGACGGAGCGUGCUCGUGGGCGCGCGAGCAACUCUCGACGAAGCUCGGGGGCCACACGUGGACGGACCUGCUGUCCCCGGCGCCCGUGUCAGGUGACUCGCUGUCGCUGUGUCCGUCUGCCCGGUCGUGUUGCACGCUGGCCGCCGAGCGUCGCCUGCAAGACGCGUCCUGGGAGAAGCUUCGCGGCCUCGUCUGGGCCAACACCGAGUCCCUCCGGCGCUUCCUCGAGGACUCCGCCGCCAGCUUCACCGAGCGCUUCCUGAGCCUGCUGUCCGAUGCCGAGCGCAACACGCAGCUGCUCUUCUCGAACGUGUACGCGGAGCGCAUGGCGGCUGCGGCACGCGCCCCCGUGCGGAGCCUGUUCGCGGCCUUGGAGGCCCACCUGCUGGGGACGCCGGGGCCCGCGGCCGAGGCCCAGCUGGGCGCCUUCUUCGAUGAACUCUUCCCCUUCGUCUACUUCCACACCGUCAACCCCAAGCUGAACGACUUCAGCGACGACUACAAGGCCUGCCUGCGCUCGGCCCAGGGGCAGCUCAGGCCUUUCGGGGACGUUCCCACCAGGCUGCAGGGCCCCCUGCUGGAGUCUCUGGGUGCAGCGCGGACGCUGCUGCGCGCCACCCGCGUGGCGCUGGAGGUGCUGAACGCAUCCAGCGUGCCGGACUCCACGCCGACGCCCGGCUGUGGCCGCGCCCUGGCACAGCUCUUGGGCUGCCCCGCGUGCCUGGCCCCGCAGCACUCGCGCGGAGAGCUCCGACCCUGCUCAGGCCUGUGCCUCAACACCCUGCGCGGCUGCCUGGCCGGCGUCGAGGACCUGGCGGCGCCCUGGAGCGACCUGGUGUCGGCACUGCACCGUAUGCUGCUGCGCAUGGUGGGCUCCAACGACCUGGAGGAGGUUCUGUCCGUCCUAGACUCCAAGGUGUCUGAGGCCGUCAUGCAUGCCAUGGAGAACGGGCCGGAGCUCUCCAAGAGGGUGAAGCUAGAGUGCGGGGACCCCAAGCGGCGACUGGGCAACGCCAGCUCGGCGGAAGUGGCUGGACCGCGCAGAGUGACGGCGGCCCUGCGCGGCCCGAACACGUCCCUGCGAACCCAGCAGCGCCAGUUCAUGCAGCGGCUGAACGACUCUCGCACGCUCUUCUCCUCGCUCUCCGAGACCUUGUGCUCGGGGCGCGGGAUGGAGGCCACCCACGACACGCCCUGCUGGAACGGUGCUGGCAGCGGGGAGUACACCAAGACUGUGGCGGGGGUGGGGACGUCAGCCCAGAAGUCCAAUCCGGAGGUGUCCUACGAGACGUCUUUGUGGGACUCCAGACUGGAUGUCCUGGUGCACAAGCUCAAUGACAUGACCACUGAGAUCCUUGGAAACCGAAUCUCCGUGAUGCCAGAGUCGGACUCGUACACGAUGGAAGGCAGUGGCAGCGGGGCCUGGGGCAAUGGGGAAACGUCGGACGACGAGGACUUUGACGGAGGUUCGGGCAGCGGCAUGGGAGAGUACUUUGCGCCGUCGCCAACACCCCACGUUGUGACGACAGCACCGACGCAGAAGGCGGGCGGCAGCGGGGCGUCUGCCCUCGGAGUCAGCGCAGCGUCCCUCGCGUCCAUGCUGUGCCUAGUGCUCGUCGCAAAGUCCCUCGCAGACUCCUCGUGAAACAAGCAGCCACGGGAUCAGAGCAACACGAGAAGCCCAACCCCGUUCCCUCUUUUUUUUUUUCUUCUGGAAUUGUGAUAGACUGUGCCCCGCCAUUCGCCAGCUGCGGACGACUCGGUCGAGCGGGGGGGACCGACGACGCAAGCUGCGUGUGCCUGAAAACGAGAGGAAAGAGGCGAAAGGACCAUUCAGACGAGACUGACUUAGAAUACGCCGUUUGGCUUGGUGUGUCUGCCGUGCAUGUGUGGUGUGCUUUCCGUGUGGCUCAUCUUUUUUCUUUUUUGCCCCGUUGCAACUGUUUACCCACAUCGUUGAUGCGCACAAGGGUUUGUUCAAUGUGCCGGCUGCAAAGGCACCUUGUGGAGUUGUUUCCUCCUGGUUGUUGCUCAGAACGACGAUAUGUCGGUGUGGAUGGUACUGCUCGUUGGCCCGUCUUCUGUUCGUAACGACUGUGACCUCUCGGUUUUGGACGGGUCAUGGCCCUCUGAUGUUGAGAAAGUUUGCAGUUUACUACGAGAAGAGAAGCUGUACGUAUUUUUAGACGCAGAUCGUUGUACCUGAGGAACGUGACCGACUCCGUCUGAUUCUCGCAAAUCGGGCGUUAGCAUCACCGACGCCAAUCUGAACGAAGCACCGUGCCAAACACAGUGGCCAUAUCGCUAUUGUUCAAAGAGCACCGACAGCAUUGGUAGUGAGUUGGAACAGAUUGUGUACCCGUUUUGGCGCAGUUGCCACACAUUCGAUGCAGUUCUUUACCUUGCGGUCCGCGAGGCCUUCAAAAGGUCGGUCAUUCGUGGCAGUGCAAGGUGCAUUUGUAAAUUGGGCUCGGUCGCCUUUUGGGUUGGCAAGUCGUUAACCGAAAAGAAAUGUGUGAAAUCAGAUGCACUCCUUAUGUUGCGUAUACUUGUGUGCUUAAGGUUUUGGAAUUCUCGCGACCUCGGAGCCUUGUUUGAGUAGAAUAUAGCCUGCCUCGAGUGCUGGGUGCCUAUGGUGAGUGUGUGUCCGUCUGCAAAUGUUUAAUUUUAGUUUAUCCUCGUGUAAAAAGAUGCUAUAGAUCUCGAGAUUUUUCUUCUGCUUUUCGUGUUUGGAAUGUCUGUUGGUUGUAGGAAGCUGUUGCGGCACUCGUAAUUUAAAAGAAGCUCUAGUUAAGUUUAGGGGAGCGUAUGCUUACACUUGUCGAAAUAUUGUGAUGCACUGUCUGGGAACAGUAUCAUGGUCCUUUUUUCUUCCAGUUUCUUAGCCUUCUAUUUAGUUUUAAGUAAAGACAACCGUAGCGGUUUGUUCUCUUGAAUACUCCUGCGCCCCUGGGCUGCGUUGCUAGCAACCAUUCCUAGGAGAGGAGUACAAAGAUUUAUGGAUGUCCUGGCAGCCGCUUUAUAUCCGUAUUUAUUCUUGGGUUCAGCCCGUGAGCUUUGCCGCCGUAUUUAUUUUGCAUUUAGGAGUGAAUGUGGAAUUAGUGACUGCAUGUAGUCAACCAGUCUUCCUCCCUCCAAAACCGCAAUCAGUGACGCGUGGCCCAUUCUGCCGACUCCGGCAUUGGGGCAGGCAGUUCACGUUGGGCAUUAAAGAGCCCGCAUGUGUUGCAUGAGCUUGAUGGGUCAGUCCCUAGCUUUUAAUUCUAUGUAUUAUCAAUGUUUGCCAGUGUCUUUUUUCUUUCUGAACAUGUGCAUCGGAGAAAAGUAUUUUUUCUACUAAUUCCACAAUUUCGACUCUAUUGAGUUAAUCUCUGAAAGACGAUUAUGUAGUGAGCGAAAAAAAAUUUUGGAUUGCCGCCUAGAAAUUUUUUUUAGAGACACUUCAAUUGUUUGUGUAAUUCUUAGAUCUUUUUUGGAAACAGGUAGUUCGUCGGUACCCUUAAAAAAUCAUGCAUUUGAGGCCCGAGUUUUGGUGCUGUGCCAGUACAUUCUUUACACACAUCUUAACUGCAGCAAGCACCAAAUGAUAAGGACAAGCCAUCGCCGCUACAUCAUAACAUCAUCUUUUACACAUCUAACCGAACAUUGCUCAAAUACUCGUUUACGAAAGGAGAGAAGGAAUUGACUCGAGAAGCAAUUUAACAAAUUUUCUCCGAGAUCGAGGCAGCAAAAGUAUUGGCUCCACGUUGAACACUCAACAAUGUAUACUGAAUCUCUCUAUUUUUCUGAAAGAAAAAUUUCACUGCCAGAACCGCGAACAAAUUUUGAACAUGUGACAUGAGGCAAAAGAGUUAGCAAGAGAUUCUUUUUAAACUUUUUGUUUGUUUUUUGUUAGUCUCAUUGUAUGACAAAUUUGUUGAAAGUUGAUUUACACCCUCAAAGAAGGAUUACCUUGGUUGCUUGCUGCUCUGUCUGUCUUAAGACCAAAAUCCUUGCAUAGCAUGUCAAGCAAACAUUGAAAUCAGAUGAAAUUUUUUUCUAUAAUUCUUUUGUUUGCUGUAAAUUUCUGUUGUGCAUUCUGUCAGAACAACAGCGUCUAAAUGAUGUGUUUGCCCCCGCUUCUUCUUCGAUUAGUCUUUUCCUAAAGCAUUGGGGUGUGAGACAGACAAGCAAUGCAGACUUUAGCGAGACGAGUGCUGUGCCAAACAAAAUGCACUUUUUUAUUUUAGCCCGGACGAAUUUUGAUACCAUGUUUUUUUUGUAACCUAUGCUUGUUGUUUUUUUGGCAGCAGAAGUACAACCUGUCGCGUGCGUGAAGUCGCUUUACCUGUUUGCUGUUCAUGUCUCGCAUAUGUGCCAUGCCUUUUUUUUGUUUGUUGCUAGCCCGUUUUAUUUUUUGUAUCGUUGAAUUUUGCGUGCCGUUACGCGCAGCGCUACGCUGCACAUGACGUCGAGAACUGCAUUUUAUUGAGGAUGCUGUGGGGGUGUAUUUUUUUUCUUCUUAGUCUCCGCAGUGUGGCAAGUGUGUACAUAUGUAUGUCUCCUGGCAAGCUACGAGAGGGGAAAUAUUGUAAAAAUGACAGACACAACAACAGAGGAGGGAUAGGCAGUGUACAAUGCAGAGCUUGUUUCUAUAUAGUAGUAAGUUAAAGAGAGAGGGCCCAUUGUUGUUGAUGGUCCCACGGCCGGCCAAUUGUUGGUGCGUCGUGCGGAGUCGUCUGCGUGCAUGAGCGCGAGGCCUCACAUGUGAUACGAGUUUGACGAAUAGCAGAUCUUUACUGAUGAAGUGUGCUGGAAAGAACAGGAUGACUUAGGAUCUUCUGGACUCCCUUUUUUUUGUUGUCUUCUGUGUUGAUUUAUUCUUUCUGUCUUUUUCUUUAUUGUAGAAACAAAUUAUGUGCAUCUUCAGUUUUUUUUGUUGCUUUGUCCCUUUAUUUCCUCUCUAAUAAAUCUGUUUGAAACGUUUU
Messenger RNA from Ixodes scapularis (black-legged tick), 5679 nucleotides. RefSeq names its product glypican-5 (gene dally). The transcript has 8 exons. The record is from RefSeq and is a predicted model, not a curated record. Gene Ontology annotation, biological process: positive regulation of canonical Wnt signaling pathway; cell migration; regulation of protein localization to membrane. Bases 639 to 2357 code for a protein of 572 amino acids. NCBI's taxonomy places the organism in Eukaryota, Metazoa, Arthropoda, Arachnida, Ixodida, Ixodidae. Gene Ontology annotation, cellular component: plasma membrane; cell surface; extracellular region.